Molecule: messenger RNA, 1776 nt
Organism: Penicillium verhagenii
Lineage: Eukaryota; Fungi; Ascomycota; Eurotiomycetes; Eurotiales; Aspergillaceae
Exons: 4
Coding region: 1-1776 (591 amino acids)
Biological process (GO): glycerol catabolic process
Cellular component (GO): cytosol
Molecular function (GO): ATP binding; glycerone kinase activity
Source: RefSeq, a predicted model, not a curated record
AUGCAAACCAAGCACUUCUUUUCCGAUCCGACCCAUCUGGUCUUGACCGCGUUGAACUCCAUCACCGUCACCAACCCAUCCCUUGCAUUGGAUCUCGAGAAUAAAAUUGUCUUCCGUCGCCCAGAUGCACCUCGUAAGCCGAAGAAGGUCUCCAUCGUGACUGGUGGUGGAUCCGGCCAUGAGCCCGCGUUUGCGGGCUUCGUCGGCCACGGUCUAUGUGACGCUGCAGUCGCCGGUACCGUCUUUGCUUCGCCAUCCGCCGAGCAGAUCCGUAGGGCGGCCAUGGAUCGUGUCCCCACGGAUAGUGGAGUCUUGAUUAUCCCCAACAAUUAUACCGGUGAUGUGCUGAACUUUGGUAUGGCCACGGAAAAGUCCCGUGCUGCGGGCAUUCGCACUGAGUUCUUCGCUAUGGCCGACGAUGUUGGUGUCGGCCGGAAGAAGAGUGGAAAGGUUGGCCGCCGUGGUAUUGGCGGUGCGGCUUUGAUCUUGAAGCUUGUUGGUGCUUUGGCUGAAGCUGGUGGUUCUCUCGAUGAAGUCUAUGGUCUUGCUCAGCACGUCAACAACAACUUGGUCUCUAUUGGUACCUCUUUGGAACAUGUUCAUAUUCCUGGUCGCCGAGUCCCCGAGGGCCUGGACACCAUUGCACCCGGUGACGCCGAGGUCGGUAUGGGUAUUCACAAUGAACCUGGAUCCCACCGUGCCAAGGCAAACUUGGUCGAGCUGGUCUCAACCAUGCUGCGCUCGCUGCUUGAUCCCAACGACGCUGACCGGGCCUACGUCACUUACACCCCUAAGGAUGACUUCGUGCUUCUGAUCAACAACUUGGGUGGUGUGAGCCCCAUUGAAUUGGCCGGUAUCACCGAUGAGGUUCAUCGUCAGCUUAACCAGAGCUACAAGGUGAAUCCUGUCCGUGUGAUCCAGGGUACAUUCCUUAGCAGCUUGGAUGGAUUGGGCUUCAGCAUCUCGCUCCUGAAGCUCGCCGAUACUGGCCUUGGAUCCGGCAAGUCGCUCCUGGAGCUGCUCGAUGCCCCCGCAGAGGCCGUUGGCUGGGCUGCCCCCAUCUCCCGCUCGACCUGGGAAAACCGCAUCGACACUCCUGUGCAGCUUAAGAACACCAAUCUGGCCGAGGAUAACCCCAGCAACCUGAAGCUUGACCCCGCCGUCGUAAAGAAAAUCCUCGGUGCAGGCCUGAAGCGCGUCAUCGCCGCCGAGCCCGAAGUCACCAACUACGACACCAUCGUCGGUGACGGCGACUGCGGCGUCGGCCUCCAGCGUGGCGCCGAAGCCAUCCAACAGCUCCUCGCCAGUUCACCUGGCAUUACCGACGACGUCGUCAACACGGUCAACCGCAUCGUGACAGUGGUUGAGAACGUCAUGGACGGCACCUCCGGCGCUAUUUAUGCGAUCUUCCUGAAUGCCCUCGCCCACGGCCUACGCGACCAAGACAAGGGCUCCACAUUGCAGGCCAACACAGAAGUGUGGGCCAAGGCACUUAAGCACUCUGUCACCGCGUUGGGCCGGUACACACCUGCCAAGGUGGGUGACCGUACUCUUAUGGAUGCGCUUGUGCCAUUCUGCGACACGCUCUUUGAGACGCAUGAUAUCAAUGCUGCGUCCAAGGCUGCUAACGAGGGCACCGAGUCUACAAAGAGUAUGAAGGCUAGUCUGGGUCGGUCUGUUUAUGUUGGUGGUGAGUCGGAGUGGCUUGGAAAGGUGCCUGACCCUGGCGCUUUUGGUCUUGCUGAGUUCUUGGCUGGAAUUGCCGAGGCGGUUUAG